UAGAUUUCGGGGAUGGGUCUAUCGAUGGAAUCAAGAUGGCGACUCUGGCGAAAAGCGCCAAUAUAUUUAGUGUACUAGAUGCCCGAAAUUAACCGCGGUAACCGGGUUUACUCACACCCCAUCGGGGGUUCCGUGAAACAUGAAGCCCAGGAGCAUGUUUGGGAAGAGGAACUGACCGGAAUAAUACCGUAACAAAGUCAGCGAGAUGUGCGAGAGCUAUGCCCGCUCGCUGCUGCGUGUUUCGGUGGCGCAGAUCUGCCAGGCUCUGGGCUGGGAUGCGGUUCAGCUCACUGCGUGCGAUCUGCUGUCGGAUGUGCUGCAUCGAUAUAUCCAGCAGUUGGCCAGGGCCUGCCAUCGCUACUCUGAGCUAUAUGGACGAACAGAUCCGGUUCUGGAUGAUGUCAGCCAAGCCUUUAGGCUGCUGGGAGUGAGCCUGAGUGAGCUGGAGGACUACGUCCAUAAUCUGGAGCCUGUGCCCUUCACCCAUCAAACGCCACUCUUUCCUGUUAGCAAAAACAAUGUGCUGCAGUUUCCCCAGCCGGGAGCCAGAGAUGCAGAGGAAAGGAAGGAUUACAUUCCAGAUUACAUGCCACCCCUGGUCUCCUUACAAGAAGAAGAGGAGGAGGAGGAGGUCCUUGCUGACAUGGGAACCUCAGCCGAAGCCAUGCAGGUGGCACUGGAAGAGGACGAGGAGGACAUGGACGAGGACGAGACGGUCAACGACGAGAACCACCCGCUGAAGAGGCACCUGGAAAGUCCAGAUGCAGCUAUGGGCAUGAUGCCUACCUCCAAGAGACCACGCAUGUACCCUGGCCUCAGUCCUGAGUGGGGGAUUGAGCCCAGGGAGCCCCUUACUUCUCUCAACCCUCAACGUGUCCCUCCAGGCAUGCUGCCCUCUCAUGACAGCCUCGACCCCCUGUCACCCGAAACACCCUCUGGAGCCCUGCCUUCCUUCAGACCUCAGCCGGUUGUACCAAAACACUCGGAUCAAAAGGGCCUCACCACACCAGGAAGAAAGACUAAGGUCUCGUCCCCUGGCAGACAACGGACUAAAUCACCUAAAGGAGUCCUUCCUGUUCCAGUGGGAAGUAGUCCAAUCCACUCUCCAAAGCCGUCUAAGGAGAGAAAGAAAUCCCCAGGCAGGACCAAGAGUCCUAAAAGUCCGAAGAGCCCAAAGAUGGGUUCAGCCAAAGCAUCCCAACCCCAGAGCAAGACAGAGAGUGUGCAAAAGCUGCCGCUGUCUGCUCUGAAUGAGAGGAUGGGCAAAGAAAACAUCCAUAUGCGACUAAAUCUUGAGGACAGGGAAUUAGCUGAGGGUCCCUUUAAGAAACUAGAGCCUGAUAACGCAGCCAUCGAUGACUCCAUUGAUGCAGUGAUUGCCAGAGCGUGUGCUGAACGGGAGCCUGAUCCUUUUGCAUUCUCCUCAGGCUCUGAUUCGGAUAGCAAUGGAUUCUCCAGCCCUAGGAGGCUGACCAUCAUGGAGCCAUCUACACCUAAAGCCCUGAUUGGGGCCAGUAACUCUAUAAAAGACACGUCAACACCACUUCACCUACAGGCAUACCCAGGCUUAGGAAAUUGGACUAUGGAUGAUUCAAUUAAUGAGGUUAUCCGAAAGGUCAAUCAGGGCGGCCCAUCUGCAGCCCAGCCAAGCCAGGAAGACUUCUUGUCCUCAGGAUCUGCCUCACCGCCUACUCCUGAACCUCUGCUCAAGGUGUUUGAGGAGAAGAACAAGAUUGUGUCAUCAGUGGAUGUAAAGAAAAAGCUGAAGAAGGAGCUCAAAACUAAAAUGAAGAAGAAGGAAAAGGACAAGCCGAAAGACAAGGACAGGGAGAAGGAUAAGAGCAAGGUGAAAGAGAAGAACAAGGACAAGAACAGGGAUAAAAACAAAGACUUUUCCAAGGAUGGCAAGAUGGCCUGGAAGGAUUUUGGAUUGAAGGAUGACGAGCUCUUCCUUCCCCGAGACUUUACUUUGCCUGAGGGCUCCAUCAAGAUCAAAUCCAGAGAUGGAGAUGGACCUAAGAAGGAAAAGGAGAAACACAAAGACAAAAAGAAAGAUAAAGAAAAGAGUAAAAAGGACAAAGACAAGAGGGACAAGGGUAAAGACAGGAGCAAGGAGGACAGGCAGAAACAAUCUGCAUUAGCCCCCUUUGCUCUGGGUGAACUUGCACCCCUGUUCAGCCCCUCUGCCUGUCUGCGUAUUCCCUCAAUGCUUCCUCCUUUGGCCCCGAUCCUCCAGGAUAAGGACAUAAAGAGCAAGGAAAAGGACAAGAAAAAGGACAAGAAGGAGAAGAAGAAAAAGAAAGACAAAGAAAAGGAUAAAGAGCGAGAGAAGGCCAAAGAAAAGGAGAGGGAGAAGGAGGAGAAGAGGAAAGAAAAGGAGAAGGAAAAGGAAAAACGAGAGAAGGAGAAAGAGAAGGAGAAAGAGAGGAUUAGACUGGAGAAGGUGAAAGUAGAAACUCCAGCACCUCUACCAUCUCCAGUCAUCCCCAGACUGACACUCAGGGUGGGAGCAGGCCAAGACAAAAUUGUUAUCAGCAAGGUGGUUCCAAAUUCAGAGCCCAGAACGCCAGCACCCAAGACCCCAGCCACCAAGUCAGGACCUGGUAAUCGCCCUCGGACACCUCCGCCACCCCCAAUAUUCACCCCAGUGGUACCCACGCUGCCUGUGCCUGCCUCUCCACUCCCACCAGCUCCUGCUCUGUCAUCGUUGCUCUCUCCUGGCCCCAUGAUGUCUCCGGCAGCGUCCUUCAAAACACCAGUCCGAAGCGUCGUUACAGAGACCGUCAGUAACUACGUAAUCCGAGAUGAAUGGGGAAACAAGAUCUGGAUUUGUCCUGGAUGCAACAAGCCUGAUGAUGGCAGUCUCAUGAUAGGAUGUGAUGACUGUGAUGAUUGGUAUCAUUGGCCCUGCGUUGGGAUCCAAACAGCUCCUCCCGAGGAUCAGCCGUGGUUCUGUGUCAAAUGUUCCAGCAAGAAGAAGGACAAAAAACACAAGAAACGGAAACACAAACCGCAUUGAGACUAUGCAAAAAGCACACGGACUGUUUUUUGGACUUAAAGCCAUCAAUGAACACUCAUGGCACUGCUGUAAAAUGAAAAAACGAAGAAAAAAAAACCAGAAAAAAAAACAAAAACUGUGGCUCAUGCUAACAUGGGAUGAUUUUUCUAAUGAUGUCAACCAUGAUGAUUUGUGAUUUGAAAAGAAAAACUGCUCUAACCAGCACAUAUCCAGCCUUAUCCCUCAUGCGGAGCUCUGUGUUUUUUUCCCCUUUUCACCUGUAAAUUGUUUGCCUGUUUCUGUUGUCUAGUCGUCAGAGAUCGCAGCAAUUAUGUUUCUAUCGGGAGCCCGUGACAACAAGUCGAGCUCACAAAUCUGAAUAUGAGAACAACUAACUUCCACUGUCUUUAUUUCUGUUUCCUUGUGUAGCCACAGACAGAGUAAGCUCUAACAUUUCCCCAGUUUUCUGCAGUAUCAUUAAAAUGUCAUGUAUAUAAUGACGAUGGCAUCGGGCGUGUAUAAAUGUGUCAAUACCAACUCCCAAGCCAAGUGCAUUUGGUCUUUGGGAUUCUGAUUUAAAUCCAUUUUCAGAUGUUGGUUUUUAACUCAAAUGAUUUUUCUGUAAUUUCUGUACAUUUUUUAAAUUUAAAGUUUGUAUUUUUAUUUUUUUUCCUCACAUGGAUUGGUCCUGGAGUCAUACUGUAGCUGUGCUUGUAUUGUGAUUAUUUUCGCUGAUAUUUCAAUAUUAAAGAUGAAUAGUCUGUGCACUCACAGACUUUAAGACGUAAAUCUCA
Molecule: messenger RNA, 3792 nt
Organism: Labrus mixtus (cuckoo wrasse)
Lineage: Eukaryota; Metazoa; Chordata; Actinopteri; Labriformes; Labridae
Gene: taf3
Product: TAF3 RNA polymerase II, TATA box binding protein (TBP)-associated facto
Exons: 7
Coding region: 206-3019 (937 amino acids)
Cellular component (GO): transcription factor TFIID complex
Molecular function (GO): protein heterodimerization activity
Source: RefSeq, a predicted model, not a curated record